Messenger RNA from Hydra vulgaris (swiftwater hydra), 1778 nucleotides. RefSeq lists its product as uncharacterized. Gene Ontology annotation, molecular function: nucleic acid binding. NCBI's taxonomy places the organism in Eukaryota, Metazoa, Cnidaria, Hydrozoa, Anthoathecata, Hydridae. The record is from RefSeq and is a predicted model, not a curated record.
CCCUGCGGAUUUGUCAUCUAGAGGAGUAAACAUAAACGACUAACAAAAAAGUUACUUGUGGUGGACUGGGCCUGAUUUCAUCAAACAAGAGGAAUCCCAAUGGCCAACCAAGGAAUUUAAAGAAAUCAAAGACAAAUUACUUCUAGAAGUAAAGAACACUUUUACUUUGAUGGCUAUUAAAUCCGAAGAAAAUGGCGAUGACAGGCGAUUGGAACCAACCCGCUACUCUAGUUGGAGAAGGUUAACACGAGUUUUAGCCUGGGUACGAAGGUUCCAACAUAACUGUUUUAAAAAAUGUUUAUCAUCAGGAACACUCUCAACGGAAGAAAUUAACGAUGCAGAAACAGAAUUAAUUAUAAAUGCUCAAAAGAAAACAUUCGCGGAAGAGUACAAUCAAUUAAUAAAUAAUAAAGGAAUUUCAAAAACUAGUUGCUUAUUAAAAUUAUCGCCACGAAUAGAUAAAAAUAAAAUGUUAAGAUGCAACAGUCGAUUAAAAAAUGCUGAGUUUCUCUCAUUCGAUACAAGAUACCUAAUUAUUUUGCCAAGAUAUAACCACAUAACCAAGUUGAUCGUAAAAGAUUGUCACGAAGCAGGACAGCAUAUAUGUGGUGUAAACCAUAACUUGGCGGAGUUGUCUACAAAGUAUUGGGUAGUAUCUGGAAGAGAAGAGAUAAAAAAAUGGGAAGCAGAGUGUGCAGAAUGCAAGCGAAGAAAAGCAAAGUUAGCAACGCAGAUUAUGGCACCAUUACCAACAAAACGUUUGCAGUUUAGUAUGAAGGCCUUUGAAAGGUGUGCUGUUAAUUAUGGUGGUCCGUUCAUAACCAUUCAAGGAAGAGGGAAAAAACGGGCAAAACGUUAUUUAGCCUUGUUUACUUGUUUGUCUUCACGAGCAGUUCACCUAGAAGUUGCGUUUGCGUUGGACGCCGAAUCAUUUCUAAAUGCAUUUUUUAGGAUGAGCAGUCGAAGAGGAACGCCAAAAGAAAUGAUAUCUGACAAUGGAGGCAACUUUGUAUAAGCAAACAAAGAGCUGCGAAGUUUCACUGAUGGCGAAAAGAAAAGAAUAAAGGAGGCAACAAGCCAUAUUGGUAUAAAAUGGCAUUUUAAUCCACCUGCAGCCCCUCAUUUCGGAGGAGUUCAUGAGAUCAUGAUAAAAGCCGCAAAGCGAGCAAUUUAUUCCCAACUGGGAAAUGCGGAUAUUACUGACGAAGAACUUAUUACAGCGUUUCCUGGGGCAGAAGGACUUAUAAAUUCCCGACCAUUGACUUAUCAAUCGAGUGAUCCUAAAGACUGCACACCACUUACACCAAAUCAUUUUUUAUUUGGACAGUUAGGUGGUAAGUUCGCCGCUGAUGCAGUGGAUACUACUUCAUUCAAACCGAAAAGAAGAUGGCGACGAGUCCAAGAAUUAAUAAAACUUUUUUGGCAUCGCUGGAUGAAAGAAUGGUUACCCAUGCUUGGACCACAAAAAAAAUGGAAUAUCGUAAUGGGAGACUUAUCGAUAGGUGACCUGGUAUUGGUGCUCUCCGAAAAUACUUCAAGAGGCAAUUGGCCACUUGGUCGGGUAACUGAGGUUUUCCCUGGAAACGACGGGUUAGUACGUGUCGCUAAUGUUCAAGUUGGGAAGGUUAUCUUGGAACGUCCGAUAACCAAGUUGUGCCCUCUCGAGCCGAAUGAACCAGAAGAUGUUGACCAUUUGGUCAAAAGGGAGGAGUAUGUUCACGAGGCGAUUAGUGUAAAUAAUAGUUUAAUGUAAAUAAUAUAGUUGUAUUAUAAACGUC